AUGAACAGCGUCACCGUCACCCUCCCGCCGCUCCGUGCGUGGACCAGCUUCGCGCUGCCGGCGCGCGCCAACCCUAUGGCUGCCGCGAACCCCAUGGUGUUCCACCCGUGCCCGGCGAUUCACCAGCACCAGCACCACCAUUACGCUCCGAGCACGCCCACCACCCCGAAGCUCUCGCUGUCCUUUAUCCUGGCAGACAGUCGUCCGCUGACCCCGCCGGCGGCAGCGGCUCGUGCGCGCGAGGCGAGAGUGCCCCCAACGCAGCACCCUGUCGCCAAGGAGCGCAAACACAAGCGCAAAAUGACGUCGGCGGAGAAGCGCGCGGCCCGCUCGUGCUGCGUCGAGGGCUGCACCAACUACACCAUCGACCGCGGCCUGUGCUUCCGCCACGGCGGCGGCAAGUCCUGCUCCAAGCCCGGCUGCACGGCCAGCGCCAAGCACCGCGGCCUCUGCUGGAAGCACGGCGGCUCCACGCUGUGCACGGUGGAGGGCUGCACGCGCGGCGCCAAGUCCCGCGGGCUGUGCUGGUCGCACGGCGGCGGCACCAAGUGCUCGGUGGCCGGCUGCCAGAAGACGACGAUCUCCAAGGGGCUGUGCUGGACGCACGGCGGCGGCAAGCGCUGCGCGUUCGAGGGCUGCAAGCGGCCGGCGUCGCAGAGCAAGCAGAACUUCUGCUCCAAGCACCAGCCCAAGAAGCCCAAGGCUAGCCCAGCUACUGGUAUGUACGUGCAGUAA
This is a messenger RNA of Phytophthora sojae, 735 nucleotides long. RefSeq lists its product as hypothetical. Bases 1 to 735 code for a protein of 244 amino acids. The transcript has a single exon. NCBI's taxonomy places the organism in Eukaryota, Oomycota, Peronosporomycetes, Peronosporales, Peronosporaceae. The record is from RefSeq and is a predicted model, not a curated record.